Beta vulgaris subsp. vulgaris (sugar beet) is the source of this 2062-nucleotide messenger RNA. RefSeq lists its product as hypothetical. The record is from RefSeq and is a predicted model, not a curated record. Lineage: Eukaryota; Viridiplantae; Streptophyta; Magnoliopsida; Caryophyllales; Amaranthaceae.
GUAUGUCUUUCCUACUAGAGAAGAAGGAUAGUUGUGUGUUAAACUGCUGAGGAUGUUGGCCUUGUCCGGUGCUCUAUUUGCUUAUCCCCUGCAAAUUUGCAAACCCAUCAAAGCCAUCGCCUCUAAACCUUCAAACUUUUCUCUCUCAUCUUCCAUUUCUCCUCGCUACCAUCUUGAUAGCCCUUUUGUUCCCGAGGUUGAAAAUGCAGUGGCUUCACUGCACUCAGAGUUCAGGUACAUUGAUAAUGUGGUAGCACAUAAUACUUCCCGUGUUCUAAAGGCCUAUCAAAAUGCUCAUGUUGGAUCUCAUUUUUUUGCUGGGUGCACUGGAUAUGGGCAUGAUGAAGCUGGAGGACGUGAAGGACUAGACCAAGCGUUUGCUGAAAUUUUUGGUGCCGAGUCUGCUAUUGUCCGUUCUCAUGUAAUAGUUUUCCCUUUGUCUCUAAUCUCUAUACUUUUUGGUUCUUGUUCCCUUUACUUGUCCUUAUUGUUGUUUAUUCAGUUUUUCUCAGGCACCCAUGCUAUCACUUGUGCCUUGUUUGCUAUGUUGAGACCAGGUGAUGAGCUUCUGGCAGUUGCUGGUGCUCCAUACGACACUUUGGAGGAAGUCAUUGGAAAGCGAGACUGCAAUGGGCUUGGCUCCCUGACAGAUUUUGGAGUCAAAUAUCGAGAACUUGAACUUGCUGAGGGUGGUGGACUUGAUUGGAAUGGAUUGGCAAGUGCCGUGACUCCUCAAACAAGAUGUGCACUCAUACAAAGAUCAUGUGGUUAUUCAUGGCGAUGUAGUUUAAGUGUCAAUGAGAUAGGGAGAGCUAUAAAAAUGAUUAAGAUACAGAAUCCAAACUGUCUGGUCAUGGUGGAUAAUUGUUAUGGUGAAUUCGUGGACACAAUCGAACCCCCAAUGGUGGAUGCAGAUUUGAUUGCUGGAAGUUUGAUAAAAAACCCCGGAGGGACAAUUGCACCAUGUGGUGGUUAUGUUGCUGGGAGGGAAAAAUGGGUAAAAGCAGCAGCAGCUCGUUUGUCUGCUCCAGGACUUGGAGUUGAUUGUGGCUCAACUCCUGGUCACGUCAUGCGAAGUUUCUUUCAGGGAUUGUUCCUAUCACCUCAGAUGGUUGGGGAAGCCAUCAAGGGUUCGCUUUUAAUUGCUGAGGUUAUGUCAUUAAAAGGAUUCAAGGUUCAGCCGCAUCCUCGAGUUCCUAGGAAUGACACAGUACAGGCCGUACAGCUUGGAAGUCGAGAACGUCUCAUUGCAUUUUGUCAGGCUGUGCAGAAAAGUUCUCCUGUUAGUUCCUUUACUAAACCAGUGCCUGGAGCAACUGCUGGAUAUGCAUCAGAGGUGAUCUUUGCUGAUGGAACCUUCAUUGAUGGUAGUACAAGUGAGCUGUCCUGUGAUGGACCACUGAGGGAGCCAUAUGCCGUAUUCUGUCAGGGCGGUACACACUGGACUCAGUGGGGAUUGAUUCUGGGAGAGGUCCUUAAAUCCAUAUAGUAGGAGCAGAGAUAGCUGUAGCAUUUUCUUCCAGUUAUCAACAGUCAAAUUCAUGGAUACUCAUACCGUCAUACGAGCAAAUUCGUGCCAGGAAUAAUUACUCUUGCAGUGAGAAGAACGAAAAGUGCAAAUUUUGACAUUGUCCUUUCUUUGAAGCAAGUUACGGGAGUACUCGUGAUUGACUAUUUAGAAUAGAAAUUGGUUAAUGGUUAAUGCUUGCUCGAUAGCCGUCAUAGUAAUCAUGAUGCCCAAAGUUCUGCACUUUUGCCUCUUAAUUAGGUGACAUUGUGAAUCGUGAUAAUCUGUUGCUCUGGGGCCAAAGGAAUGCUGCAGUCCUGUCUGAUCAACUGUUAAUGUCAACUGAUCAUCUUCAACCAAGGAAGAACCACAAGUUUCUCUUGGCCUAAUUCUCAUUGAAUAGAAAUCAGAUCAUUUAUUUUUGUAGAUUUAGUAUUACAGAGACUCGGCGUGGAGUAUAGAGGAAGUGACAUAUUUCCUUGUAGAAUCAGCUUGAAACUACAGGUUCCUGUAAAUUUUUUGGUAGAGUUUGGUAUAUACAGCUUUAUGAAACAA